AUGGGAUUAGAUUUAAGCACUCAAAAGCUCAAAGCUGUUAUUAUAAAUGAAAAUUAUACCAUAUUACACGAAUCAAGCAUCGAUUUCGAUACACAAUUACCAGAAUUUGGGACCAAAGGAGGAGUCAUAAAAGGAGAAAAUGGAAGUGUUACAUCACCCGUUGGAUUAUGGAUCAAAGCAUUGGAUCUUCUAUUAGAAGAAAUGAAACGAGAUGGUAUCGAUUUAUCGAAAAUUAAAGCACUUUCAGAUUCUUUCGCCGUAGAUCAAAGUCCAACAUGGAUGGAUUCAAGUACAAAUUUCUACUGUCAACGAAUGAAUCAAGUACUCGGUGGUCCAGAGAAAAUGGCGGAAAUCACCGGAUCAAGAGCUUAUGAAAGGUUUACGGGUCCUCAAAUAGCAAAAUUAUAUGAUCAAACUCCUAAUGUUUACAAUAAAACCGAAAGGAUUUCAUUAAUUAGUUCAUUUGUUUGUUCUUUGUUUUUGGGAAAAUAUGCCGAUAUUGAUUAUGCGGAUGCAUCUGGAAUGAAUUUGAUGGAUAUUAAAACUAAAAAAUGGAGUCAAAUUUCACCAGAUUUAUCGGAAAAAUUGGGUGAUCCUGUUCCUCCACAUUCAAAUUUGGGAUACAUAUCAAAAUAUUUUGUCGAACGUUUUGGUUUCGAUUCAAAGUGUAAAAUUGUUAGCUUCACUGGCGAUAAUCCUGCCACAAUUGUCGGUAUGUGUUUAACAUCAGAAGAUAUGGUCAUGAGUUUAGGUACUAGUGACACAUUAAUUAUUUCCAUAACCGAACCAAAUUUUUUUUUAAAUGGACACGUUAUGUGUAAAGCAAAUUCGACAAACGAAUGGAUAAGCCUUUUGUGUUUUAAAAAUGGUUCAUUAACACGCGAACGUAUACGUGAUACCCAUGCAAAAAAAUCCUGGAACGAAUUCAACAGGUUGUUAAAUUCGACACCGAAGGGAAAUUUUGGAAAUAUCGGAUUGUAUUUGGAUGAUACCGAAGUCAUUUUUCCUAUAAAAAAAGGAGAUUAUAAAUGGAAUUCGAACGGAAAUAAAAUCGAACAAUUUGAUUCGCCCGAAAUAGAAAUUAGAGCACUGUUGGAAGGUCAAUUUUUCAUAAGAAAAUAUUAUGUUGAAGAAUUAGGUUUUAAACCAACAAAAAAGAGCAGAAUAAUAGCGACAGGAGGUGCAUCGUCUAAUAACAAUAUUUUACAAGUUGCAUCGGAUAUAUUUCAAAUGCCUGUUUAUAUUCAGGAAAUGAGUAAUUCUGCUGCAGCAUUAGGAUCCGCUUAUUUAGCAAAAGAAGCACAAGAAAAAAUUUCAUUUCUUACAGAUAAACAAAUUUCCCAAAUAAAAUCAAAUUUUAAACAUAUUUACACAUCAACGUUUAAUAAAUUCAAAGAACAUUUUAAAAAAAUCUUAUGA
Molecule: messenger RNA, 1419 nt
Organism: Pediculus humanus corporis (human body louse)
Lineage: Eukaryota; Metazoa; Arthropoda; Insecta; Psocodea; Pediculidae
Exons: 10
Coding region: 1-1419 (472 amino acids)
Biological process (GO): xylulose metabolic process
Cellular component (GO): cytosol
Molecular function (GO): D-xylulokinase activity
Source: RefSeq, a predicted model, not a curated record